This is a messenger RNA of Salpingoeca rosetta, 246 nucleotides long. RefSeq lists its product as uncharacterized. The record is from RefSeq and is a predicted model, not a curated record. Bases 1 to 246 code for a protein of 81 amino acids. The transcript has 4 exons. Gene Ontology annotation, cellular component: mitochondrion; L-cysteine desulfurase complex. Gene Ontology annotation, biological process: iron-sulfur cluster assembly. Lineage: Eukaryota; Choanoflagellata; Craspedida; Salpingoecidae.
AUGAGGUCACAGGCGCUGUCAUUGUAUCGUCGCAUGCUGCGCGAAGCGCAGGGGUUUGUCUCCUACAACGUCAGGUCAUAUGCAGUCCGGCGAGUCCGUGAAGGCUUCAGACAAGCAAAGGGCGAGGCAGACCCAGCCGUGCUGGAGAACAUGUUUUCCAAGGCAAAGGAAGAUCUGGAGAUGUUGAAGCGACAGAGGGUGGUGUACCAGUUGUACGCGCACCCAAGUGGUAGCAUGCUCGGCUGA